Fomitopsis serialis is the source of this 1345-nucleotide messenger RNA. RefSeq lists its product as uncharacterized. The transcript has 3 exons. The record is from RefSeq and is a predicted model, not a curated record. NCBI's taxonomy places the organism in Eukaryota, Fungi, Basidiomycota, Agaricomycetes, Polyporales, Fomitopsidaceae. The coding region runs from base 297 to 1022 and encodes 241 amino acids.
CGGCAUCGUUGAGCUUGCGUAUGAUGCCUGGCACGCUGCCGCAUCCCUUCUUGGGCCCUUCUCCAUUGUCAUUUUCUACGGGGCAGUGCUGAUCUGCUACUGUUUUUGGUUAGCGAAGAGCGAUCUUGCCAUGCGGUCUCCCGAUGUUCAUCUGGCACCUCAUGUUACCCUUGAGCGCGAGGUGGAGGCUGCACUGGAUAUAAGUGCAGUCGCCGGCUGCUCAGGACUCGGACGGUCUCGCGAUCUCCUCGUACCGAGCCACUCCGCGCGACCAGCUCUCAAGGGACCUCAACACGAUGUCUGACAGUUUCAACAUCGACACAUGGACGUGGAUCACUGGUGCCAUCAGCCUCGCCACUGUGUUACCUCUACUCUACACUUUUGUCAUGACCCAAAUCCCCUUGACGAAGGUGAAAGCUCUCGAAGAGGCCAUAGAUGAUACGAAGGAUCUCCUCGACUCUGUGAUCGAAAGAGGACUACUUUCGGAUGUGGGUUACAUCGCUAAGAGCAAGCUAGCUCUAAUCAGCAUUGAGGGGCAUGCGAUUGACUUCAAACUAUCCGCAUACUCUGCAAAGACCCUUGGACAACAAAUCAAGGGCAUGGUCACGGGCGUGUCUUACGGUAUCUAUCGAUUAUGCCAGCAAGUCAACAAACUACGCGCCGACAUCUCUGUAAGUCUGGUGAAUCUUGUUCGUUCUCUCUAUGCUAAUCUAUAUGUACGCCAGGAAACGACAUCUCAAGCACAGAUGCGUCUACAAAGCGAGGGGCGCGCGCCUUUGCUCUCGGCCGAUGACGCCACAUCGACGACUGCACCGUCACCCCGUACCCAGGAAACACCAGAGCUCGAAAAACACUCCGUGGAUAUCGCCGACCUUGACGACCCGUACGUGCGUACUGUGGAGCUAUCGUACGAGCAGUACGAGCAUUCCGCCCUAUUCGACAAGGAAGCUCGAUGGUCGAUGUCAACAGAUACCCAACACGAACACGCGGUCCACUCCGCGGCAGCUGAGCCCGAUGCCUGAGCUCGCCGCUACGAGUGGCAUCCGUCAUACCCGCGAGACAGCCACAGGGCUCUCGCAAGCAUUAUUGGAUUCCCUCUACUAUGUACGUUCGAUGCAUCAUCUCAUUAUUAACGUGAAUCUAUCAUUAGAAUGUAUACAUCUCUGCUUCGAGAGUAGCAUCCUAUUUAUCUGCCCUGCACAGCAACUGGAUGUAGCGAUUGUCUUGAACCUCGCGACCUCUAAGUAUGUUGUAAAAGGACGACUUUUCCUUGAGAUUGCUAGCAGGUCUAUCCAUGGCUUAUUGGGAGAGGUCUCACUAGUCGGCUCUGAAAGGGCUGAUUUCG